UGUACUUCAUGAAAUGUAAAGUAGACUUGAAAGUUGAUACCAACCAAGCCAUAAAGCGUCUGGUGAAGCCUGGUGAAGAAUAUUUCAAAAUGUCCAUGACCGUUCCUCCAUCGGAAAGUUCACUCCGGAUGUCGGAUUCAGUGGCGAAUUUCUUCAAAGUUAUACUUCCCUCCACCAUUAAGAGUCAGAAACUGAAUAUCCCAAUAAAGUUUGUAAUAGAAUUUGGGGAUGAACUGGCUAAUGGUGCUACACUAAUUGUUCCAGCCGGUGGUAUUUGGCGAGUGGGUUUGGAAAGAGCUCACAAGAGGAUUUGUUUUGUCCACAAUUGGCAAAAAUUCGCAGAACAUUACUCCUUAAGUGCUGGUCAGUUCUUACUCUUCAGCUACCGAGGAAAUUCAACAUUCCAUGUUCGCAUUUUUGAUUUCAGUUGUUGUGAGAUCGAGUACCCUUGUGUUGGCCCAAGUAUCAAACUUGAAGAGAAUGUUGAAGGUGAUGUUUGUGGAACUCUCCCUUCUUCCAGCAAAGGCAAAGGGAAAUUUGUCGAUAACAAGAAGAGGAAAAGCGUUGCUAUUGCCAAGAAGUUUGAGCAAGCCAAGUCGAAGGUACAGAGAAUGUCUCUGUGUCAGGAUUUUCCCACAAGGAAGAACAAACAUAAGGAUGCAGCCAUGGUCCGUUGUAAAAAGAAAAGUUCAAAGAUUCUUGGCAGUGGAACCUUGUACUUCUCCAGGAGUAUUAAAGCCAUUAUGUCAACGAUAUCCAAAGAAACCAAGAGGGCGAUGAAGGCUGCAGAAGCUUUGAAGAUCAGUAAUCCUGCUUUCAUGGUUAUCUUGAGAGAUUACAGCAUCUCCAACGGCACAGUGGUUAUGCCUGCUCAGUUUGUGAGGGAUCAUAUGAAUGGAUUUGCUAAGCUCAUCAACCUUAAGCUGGCCUCUGGUAACGAGCAAUGGCCCGUGCACUGCACUUAUGACCCUCGAUGUUGCCGUACUGUCAGGCUUCAGACAGGAUGCCCUACAUUUUAUAAGGAUAAUGAUUUGGAGGAUGGAGAUGUCUGUGUGUUUGAGCUGUUAAGGAGCAAGGCUGUUGAGCUCAAAGUUUCAAUAUUCCAUGCUAGUGACUAUGCCAGUGUAUGAUUCCAGUUCCUCAAGAAACCUGCCUUCUUUUUUUAGUAGCGGUUUGGAGAGUUGGCUUGAUCAAAGGUUUCCCCUUGUGUUGUUUCGUUAAUUGUACUAGAAGUAAUGAAGACAUCUAUGACAUUGCUGGCUAUGUUUAUGUUCCAGAGGAAGAACCACUGGUUUUGUAUAAAUCUGA
Molecule: messenger RNA, 1308 nt
Organism: Argentina anserina (silverweed cinquefoil)
Lineage: Eukaryota; Viridiplantae; Streptophyta; Magnoliopsida; Rosales; Rosaceae
Product: B3 domain-containing transcription factor VRN1-like
Exons: 3
Coding region: 9-1130 (373 amino acids)
Molecular function (GO): DNA binding
Source: RefSeq, a predicted model, not a curated record